GUUCACAACGCUUAGAACCAAUCAAGCAGAACUAUACAUUAUAAAUAGCUUUGCUCCUUCCUUCUUCAAGUCUUUCCAUAUAGUGUAUUGCUGUUUCCAACACAACACUCUUAAUAAUUAACUCAAACCCCAUUUUGCAAGAAUCAAGUUAGUGUUCUAACACAUAUAUAUAGCUUUCUUAUUGAUCUAGAUAUGGCACCACAUGGAGAGUCUUUCUCUAGGAAAAGCAACAUGUCAAAGCCACAAAAGCUUUCAUCUGAGAACCUUCAACGAACGGUCUCAGACAUCUCUUUCGAGCUGACCAAGGAAGAGAUCGAUGAUUUGAAGCUGCCAACAAUAUCUGAGGUUGAGAAUGCAAAGUGUGAGUGCUGUGGCAUGUGCGAGGAGUGCACACCGGAGUACAUAGACCGUGUGCGUGAGAAGUUCAACGGGAAGUGGGUGUGUGGAUUGUGUGCUGAGGCUGUGAAGGAAGAGUUGGAGAAAAAUGGAGGGAAAAAGGAAGAAGCCGUAAGUGCACACAUGAGUGCAUGUGUUAGGUUCAACAAAUAUGGUAGGGCUUUCCCGGUUCUGUUCCAAGCACAAGCUAUGAAAGAGAUGCUGAAAAAGAACACCCUAGAUGGUAGAAGGGCUAAGUCUAUUAGCCCUAGGGACAAAGGAGGGGCAAAGAAAGGAGGAAUUGCUCGUAGCUCAAGUUGCAUUCCAGCAAUCACAAGAGAGAUCAAUGAUAUCAAAAUAGCCAAUUAAUAAUGUUACUUUAGUACUACAAGUCAUGCAAACUUUUUUCGUGUUUAAUUUAACUAAUGUAAAUUAAGAACAUGGUUUUUGUAUCUUUAAAUAGUUAGCUGUUUCCUUAAUUUUUAUCGGCUGACUACACUAGCUAGGACUUGGAUCCAUUGAAUAUUCUACUGUAAGUAUUAAGAACCCCACAUGCAUCUUGUUCAUCUGCUAAUUUACAAAUGCUUCCAUUGCUGUCUUUCGGGAUAAAAUAAUGAUGGCCUUAUGUCAAAGAAGACCCAAGUUCACUUCUGAGGUUUUUUUGGUUAGUAGCCUUUCCACUCCUUUUUCAAGGGUGGUUUCUUCUGGGAUCUUGUUUGCAUUUCCUUAACUAGAGAGGGUUCAGCUUCUUUGUUUUUGUUCAGUGGUUUUUUCUGUAAUUUUUGUGAGAUAUAUGUAUUCUACAUAUUAUUAAUCAUAAAGUUGAAUGAAGUUUACUUGAUGCUUUAUCUGAAA
Molecule: messenger RNA, 1230 nt
Organism: Glycine soja
Lineage: Eukaryota; Viridiplantae; Streptophyta; Magnoliopsida; Fabales; Fabaceae
Exons: 1
Coding region: 193-744 (183 amino acids)
Source: RefSeq, a predicted model, not a curated record